Molecule: messenger RNA, 730 nt
Organism: Salvia miltiorrhiza (redroot sage)
Lineage: Eukaryota; Viridiplantae; Streptophyta; Magnoliopsida; Lamiales; Lamiaceae
Exons: 1
Coding region: 1-591 (196 amino acids)
Biological process (GO): carbohydrate derivative metabolic process
Molecular function (GO): carbohydrate derivative binding; isomerase activity
Source: RefSeq, a predicted model, not a curated record
AUGGCUAAAGUCGAGGCUUCCGAAUCAGCGGCUCUGGCCGCCCAAAUCUGCAAUCAAGUUUCUUCCGUCUUUGCGAGCCCCACCUCCUCCCCACCGGCCCUGAGCACAGUGGUGGAGGAAAUCUGGGCGGCGUGGAAGCGCGGCGGAAAAAUCAUGGUGUACGGCGUGGGGCGCGAAGGGCUAAUGAUGAAGGCCCUGUGCAUGAGGCUAUUCCACUUGGGGCUCUCCGCCCACUGCGUCUUCGACAUGACCACUCCUCCCAUCGCGCCGCCGGACCUCCUGAUCGCCUCCGCCGGGCCGGGAGGUUUCUCGACCGUGGACGCCAUAUGCGGCGUGGGCAGGAGCGCCGGCGCUCGGGUGCUGCUCCUGACGGCUCAGCCCUCAUGGGUGAAGUGCGGCAGCGUGAGCGUGGUGGCGCAUAUUCCGGCGCAGACUAUGGCAGACGCGGAGCAGGACCUGGCCCUGCUGCCGAUGGGGAGCGUGUAUGAGGGAGCCAUGUUUGUGCUGUUUGAGAUGGUGGUUUACAAGUUGGCUCAGCUGUUGGGUCAGAGCCCCCAUCAGAUAACUGCUCGCCACACCAAUUUGGAGUAAAUGUAAUUUGGGUCAGAGCCCCCAUCAGAUAACUUCUCAUUACAACCCCUUUUCUUGUUACCCAUUGUAAUCAUAACCCUUCAUUACCAUACUGUACGUUUUCGUUCAAAUUAAUCAAUUUCUUUCUCUCCACAGCUUA